AUGGCUAUUGACCCUCUAAUAUUGGCGCUUAACAACUUCAAAAGUUCACUCCCUAUUGAGAUUCUACAGCACUGGUUAAUUAUCGGUCUCACUCAAACCGCCCAGGUUGCCAUCUACGAUCUUGCGCUCUUAACAAAGCCUACGGAUGAGCUGUCAGUGUCGAAUCUAGCGUUCGAGCCCAGGCGCAUCGAGUACUUUAUGGAGCUUCUAGAGACCAGUAAAGCCUGUCGAGAACACGCUUGGAAUGGCGGCGUCAUAGGUCUGACGGCUCCAUCGAUGCUCGUAUUCUCGUAUUGUAUCAAGACCUUGUACAGAUUCGCCAGCCUCAAAGGAAUCCCAGACUGGAUACCACCCAUCGUCCAAUCAAGCUUCGACAUCGUGCAAUGUCUAGAGAGGUUUGCCGAGAUUGCUGAGCAGGCUAACAUGGAAUUCAAAGCCAAGACAGGCGAGGAUACUCUAUUUGCUGCAGCUGCGGAAACGCUAAGGGGUAUGGCACCAAAUUGGAAACUCCCUACGAGCGAGCACGAUGAUGCCAUGGGCAGCACAGUGGACGGAUGGAAUGACGGGUUUGGUGAUAUGGGGGUAAUGGACUUUGCGAGCGACUUCUGGAUGCCUAGCGUUUUCAAUCUUUGA
Messenger RNA from Alternaria arbusti, 633 nucleotides. RefSeq lists its product as uncharacterized. The coding region runs from base 1 to 633 and encodes 210 amino acids. The transcript is spliced from 2 exons. The record is from RefSeq and is a predicted model, not a curated record. NCBI's taxonomy places the organism in Eukaryota, Fungi, Ascomycota, Dothideomycetes, Pleosporales, Pleosporaceae.